Pleuronectes platessa (European plaice) is the source of this 10414-nucleotide messenger RNA. Its product is annotated as mucin-2. The record is from RefSeq and is a predicted model, not a curated record. NCBI's taxonomy places the organism in Eukaryota, Metazoa, Chordata, Actinopteri, Pleuronectiformes, Pleuronectidae. Bases 119 to 10414 code for a protein of 3431 amino acids. The transcript is spliced from 23 exons.
GAGACAGGUUAGCAGUUCAUCAUAUGUGAAGUGAACUGAGCACUGUAAGACUUUAAGAACAGCUACACCAAAGAAAUAAAUAACUUUUCUUCAUUGCCUUUAAGAUUGUAUUGACAGGAUGGGGACCAGCAAGAUCAAAUCAGUUUUCCUGAUUCUAACAGUUAUUUACGGAACUAUCCAAACAACAAGCCAAGCAGAUAACACCACAGCUACAACUGCAGCAACACCAUCUACAACUACAGCACCAACAGCUACAACUGCAGCAACAACUACAACUGCAGCAAUAACAGCUACGACUGCAGCAACACCAUCUAUAACUACAGCACCAACAGCUACAACUACAGCACCAACAGCUUCAACUGCACCAACAACAGAUACAACUGCACCAACAACAGCUACAACAACAGCUACAACUGCAGCAACAACAGCUACAACUGCGGCAACAACAGCUACAACAACAACAAUUCCAACCCCAACUCCAACAACAUCCCCAACCCCAACAACCACACCAACUCCAACAACAACUGCAACUCCUACAACAACAACUACAGCAACAACUACAACACCAACAACAACAACAACACCAACCCUAACAACAACUACAACACCGACCCCUUCAACAACUACUACACCAACCCAAACAACAACUCCAACUCCAACAACAACAACUACAACAACAACAACUACAACACCAACAACAACUACAACAGCAACCCCGACAACAACAACAACAACACCAACUCCAACAACAACACAGACUACAACACUAACUCCAACAACAACUACAACACCAAUCCCUACAACAUCAACUCCAACAAGUACAACAACAACUACAAGUACAAAUACUACACCAACCCCAACAUUAACACCAACCCCUACAACAACAACUACAACACCAACAACAACUUCAGCAACAGUUGCAACACCAACCCCAUCCCCAACAACAACACCAACAACAACAACUCAAACACCUAUCCCAACAACAACUACAACUACAACACCAACUCCAACAACAACCCCAACAACCACACCAACUCCAACAACAACUCCUACAACAAAAACAACUACAACAAUAACUACAACACCAACAACAACUACAACAGCAACAACAACACCAACUCCAACAACAACUACAGCACCAACCCUAACAACAACUACAACACCGACCCCUUCAACAACUACUACACCAACCACAACCACAACUCCAACUCCAACAACAACACAGACUACAACACCAACUCCAACAACAACUACAACACCAACUCCAGCAACAACUACAACAACAACUACAACAACAAUUACAACAACAACUCCAACAACAACUACAACACCAACCCUGCCAACAACAACAACACCAACUCCAACAACCACACCAACUGCAACAACAACUGCAUCUCCUACAACAACAACUACAACUACAACACCAACCUUUACAACAACUACAACACCAACCCCAACAACAACUACAACUCUAGCAACGACUACAACACUAACCCCAUCAACAACUACCACCGUAACUCCAACAACGACUCUGACACCAACAACGACCCUGACACCAACAACAACUACAACAACAACUACAACACCGACCCCUUCAACAACUACUACAUCAACCAUAACAACAACUACAAUCCCAACAACAACUACUACACCAACCCCAACAACAACUACAACACCAACCCUAUCAACAACUGCAACUACAACACCAACUCCAACAACAACUUCAACAUCUACCCCAAUAACAAAUCCAACUACAACACCAACCCCUUCAACGACUACUACAACAACCCCCACAACAACUCCAACACAAACCCCUACAACAACAACAACAACAACACCAACUCCAACAACUACAACACCAACCCCUACAACUACAACAACAACAACUACAACACCGACCCCUUCAACAACUGCUACUCAGACCCUAACAACUACAAUCCCAACAACAACUACAACUGCAGUACCUACAACCCCUGCCAUCACAAAAAAGCAAGUGGUGUUCAGGUCUGGUCACCAAACAUUCACAACCGACUUGUUGGAUACAUCAUCUACUGCUUUUAAAGAAAGAGCUGCUAACAUAAAGAGUCAGCUUGAACCUCUAUACAGAAACAAAUUCUUUUCCUUCUCUUUCUUGGAAGUGAAAGAAUUCAGAAAUGGAUCAAUCGUCAAUGUUUUGGACCUUACCUUCAACGACACAUCUGGUCCUAACAACACUGCAAUUUCAGACGUUUUGCUCAAUGCAACUUCAUCAGUCACUGGCUUCGACAUUGAAGGCAGCUCCAUCACCGUGGAUGGCACAGAUACAACUACAACUACAAGUCCAACAACAACACCUUCCCAAACAACAACUACAACACCGACCCCUACAACAACUACAGAUACAACAACAACACCAACCCCUACAACUACAGCACCAACUCAAACAACAACUUCAACAUCUACCCCAAUAACAACUCCAACUACAACACCAACCCCUUCAACGACUGCUACAACAACCCCCACAACGACUCCAACACCAACACCUACAACAAUAACAACACCAACUACAACUAAUGCAACAACUACAACACCGACCCCUUCAACAACUACAACACCGACCCCAACUGCAACAACAACACCAACCACUACACCAACCCCAAUAACAACUACAACACCAACAACAACUACAACACCAGCCCCAUCAACAACUACAACCGCAACUCUAACAACGACUCCGACACCCACAACAACUCCAAACCCAUCAACAACUACAACACCAACCCCUUCAACAACUACUACACCAACCCUAACAACAACUACAAUCCCAACAACAACUACUACACCAACCCCAACAACAACUACAACAUCUACCCCAAUAACAAAUCCAACUACAACACCAACCCAUUCAACGACUACUACAACAACCCCCACAACAACUCCAACACCAACCAAUACAACAACAACAACACCAACUCCAACAACUACAACACCAAACCCUACCACUACAACAACAAUUACAACAACAACUACUACUAAGACACUUACAACAACUACAAUCCCAACAACUACUACACCAACCCCAAUAACAACAACAACACCAACAACGACUACAACACAAGCCCCAUCAACAACUACAACCGCAACUCCAACAACGACUCCGACACCCACAACAACUACAAUCCCAACAACAACUACUACACCAACCCCAACAACAACUACAACACCAACAACGACUACAACACCAACCCCAUCAACAACUACAACUGCAACUACAACAACAACUCCGACACCCACAACAACUCCAACCCCAACAACAACUACAACACCGACCCCUUCAACAACUACCUUACCAACCCCAACAACAACUACAACGCCAACUGCAUCAACAACACCGACCCCAAUAACAACUACAACAUCAACUCCAACAACACCAACAACCACUCCAACCCCAACAACACCAACCCCUACAACAACUACAACACCUAUCCCAACAACAACUACAACACCAACAACAACUACAACACCUACCCCAACAACCACGACAACAUCAUCCCCUACAACUACAACACCAACUCCAGCAACAACUCCAACAUCAACCCCGACGCCAACUACAACUACAUCAACCCCAACAACAACUACAACUGCAGUACCAACAACCCCUGCCAUCACAAAAAAGCGAGUGGUGUUCAGGUCUGUUCAGCAAACAUUCACAACCGACUUGUUGGAUACAUUAUCUACUGCUUUUAAAGAAAGAGCUGCUCACAUAAAGAGUCAGCUUGAACCUCUAUACAGAAACGAAUUCUCUUCCUUCUCUUUCUUGAAAGUGAAGGAAUUCAGAAAUGGAUCAAUCGUCAAUGUUUUGGACCUUACCUUCAACGACACAUCUGGUCCUAACAACACUGCAAUUUCAGACGUUUUGCUCAAUGCAACUUCAUCAGUCACUGGCUUCGACAUUGAAGGCAGCUCCGUCACCGUGGAUGGCGAAGGUACAACUACAACUACAAGUCCAACAACAACACCUUUCCAAACAACAACUACAACACCGACCCCAACAACAACUACAAAUACAACAACAACUACAGCACCAACCCCGACAACAACACCAUCUUCAACAACAACUACAACACCUACCCCGACAACAACUACAACUACAACACCAACCCCUUCAACUACUACUACAACAAACCCCACAACUACUCAAACACCAACCCCUACAACAACAACAACAACAACACCAACUACAACUACUUUAACACCAACCCCUACAACAACUACAACUACAACACCUAUCCCAACAACAACUACAACACCAACAACAACUACAACACCUACCCCAACAACCACGACAACAUCAUCCCCUACAACUACAACACCAACUCCAGCAACAACUCCAACAUCAACCCCGACGCCAACUACAACUACAUCAACCCCAACAACAACUACAACUGCAGUACCAACAACCCCUGCCAUCACAAAAAAGCGAGUGGUGUUCAGGUCUGUUCAGCAAACAUUCACAACCGACUUGUUGGAUACAUUAUCUACUGCUUUUAAAGAAAGAGCUGCUCACAUAAAGAGUCAGCUUGAACCUCUAUACAGAAACGAAUUCUCUUCCUUCUCUUUCUUGAAAGUGAAGGAAUUCAGAAAUGGAUCAAUCGUCAAUGUUUUGGACCUUACCUUCAACGACACAUCUGGUCCUAACAACACUGCAAUUUCAGACGUUUUGCUCAAUGCAACUUCAUCAGUCACUGGCUUCGACAUUGAAGGCAGCUCCGUCACCGUGGAUGGCGAAGGUACAACUACAACUACAAGUCCAACAACAACACCUUUCCAAACAACAACUACAACACCGACCCCAACAACAACUACAAAUACAACAACAACUACAGCACCAACCCCGACAACAACACCAUCUUCAACAACAACUACAACACCUACCCCGACAACAACUACAACUACAACACCAACCCCUUCAACUACUACUACAACAAACCCCACAACUACUCAAACACCAACCCCUACAACAACAACAACAACAACAACACCAACUACAACUACUUUAACACCAACUCCAACAACAACUACAACACCGACCCCUUCAACAACUACAGCACCUACUCCAACCCCAACUGCAACAACAACACCAACCACUACACCAACCCCAAUAACAACUACAACACCAACAACGACUACAACACCAGCCCCAUCAACUACUACAACCGCAACUCCAACAACGACUCCAACACCCACAACAACUCCAAACCCAACAACAACUACAACACCGACCCUUUCAACAACUACUACACCUACCCUAACAACAACUACAAUCCCAACAACUACUACACCAACCCCAACAACAACUACAACUACAACACAGACAACGACCACCACAUCAACCCCAUCAACCACUACAACUGCAACUACAACAACGACCCCGACACACACAACAACUACAACCCCAACAACAACUACAACACCAAGCCCAACAACAACAAUAACAACAACAACUCCAACACCAACCCCGACAACAACACCAACUACAACACCAACCCAAACAACAACUACAACACCAACUCCAACAACAUCUACAACACCUUCCUCUACAACACCAACUCCAUCAACAACAACAACACCAACUACAACCCCAACAACAACGACAACAACAUCUACAACACCUUCCCCUACAACAACUCCAACAACAACUAUAACACAAACAACACCAACCGCGACAACAACUACAACACCAAGCCCAACAACAACAAUAACAACAACAACUCCAACAACAACUACAACACCUUCCCCUACAACAACAACAACUAAAACAACAACAACAACACCAACUUCAACACCAACAACAACUAUAACACCUUCCUCUACAACAACAACUCCAACAACAACUACAACACCAACAACAACACCAACCGCGACAACGACAACAACACCAACUCCAUCAACAACAACAACACCAACUACAACAGCAACCCCAACAACAACUACAACACCAACUCCAACAACAACUACAACACCUUCCCCUACAACAACAACUCCAACAACAACUACAACACCAACAACAACAACUGCGACAACGACAACAACACCAACUCCAUCAACAACUACAACACCUUCCCCUACAACAACAACAACUCCAACACCAACUGCAACAACAACUACAACACCAACCCCGACAACAACACCAACUACAACACCAACCCCAACAACAACUACAACACCAACUCCAACAACAACUACAACACCUUCCCCUAUAACAAAUCCAACAACAACUAUAACACCAACAACAACACCAGCCGCGACAACAACUACAACACCAAGCCCGACAACAACACCAACUACAACUACAAUACCAACAACAACUACAAAUCCAACAACACCAACAACGACUCAAACAACAACUAUAACACCAACUCCAACACCUUCCCCUACAACAACUCCAACAACAACUAUAACAACAACAACAACACCAACCGCGACAACAACUACAACCCCUACAACAACAACAACUCCAAUAACAACUACAACACCAACACCAACUGCAACAACAACUGCGACAACGACAACAACACCAACUCCAUCAACAACACCAACUACAACAGCAACCCCAACAACAACUACAACACCAACUCCAACAACAACUACAACACCUUCCCCUACAACAACAACUCCAACAACAACUACAACACCAACAACACCAACUGCGACAACAACACCAACUCCAUCAACAACUACAACACCUUCCCCUACAACAACAACUCCAACACCAACUGCAACAACAACUACAACACCAACCCCGACAACAACACCAACUACAACACCAACCCCAACAACAACUACAACACAUACUCCAACAACAACUACAACACCUUCCCCUACAACAAAUCCAACAACAACUAUAACACCAACAACAACACCAACCGCGAAAACAACUACAACACCAAGCCCGACAACCACACCAACCCCAACAACAACUACAACACCUUCCCCUACAACAACAACUCCAACAACAACUACAAUACCAACAACAACUACAAAUCCAACAACACCAACAACGACUCAAACAACAACUACAACACCAACUCCAACAACAACUACAACACCAACUCCGACAACAACUACAACACCUUCCCCUACAACAACUCCAACAACAACUAUAACACCAACAACAACACCAACCGCGACAACAACUACAACCCCUACAACAACAACAACUACAAUAACAACUACAACACCACCAACAACAACUCCAACACUUUCUCCUACAACAACUAUAACACCAACAACAACACCAACCGCGACAACAACUACAACCCCUACAACAACAACAACUCCAAUAACAACUACAACACCAGAACCAACUGCAACAACAACUACAACACCAACCCCAACAACAACACCAACUACAACAACAACUACAACACCAACAACACCAACUGCGACAACGACAACAACACCAAUUCCAUCAACAACUACAACACCUUCCCCUACAACAACAACAACUCCAACACCAACUGCAACAACAACUACAACACCAACCCCGACAACAACACCAACUACAACACCAACCCCAACAACAACUACAACACCAACUCCAACAACAACUAAAACACCUUCCCCUACAACAAAUCCAACAACAACUAUAACACCAACAACAACACCAACCGCGACAACAACUACAACACCAAGCCCGACAACAACACCAACACCAACUACAACACCAACCCCAACAACAACUACAACACCUUCCCCUACAACAACAACUACAAUACCAACAACAACUGCAAAUCCAACAACACCAACAACGACUCAAACAACAACUAUAACACCAACCCCAACAACAACUACAACACCAACUCCAACAACAACUACAACACCUUCCCCUACAACAACUCCAAUGACAACUAUAAGACCAACAACAACACCAACCGCGACAACAACUACGACACCAAGCCCGACAACAACAACAUCACCAACUCCAACAACAACUACAACACCUUCCCCUACAACAACAACAACUCCAACAACAACUACAAUACCAACAGCACCGACUCCAACAACAACUAUAACACCAACCCCAAUAACAACUACAACACCAACUCCAACAACAACUACAACACCUUCCCCUACAACAGCUCCAACAACAACUAUAACACCAACAACAACACCAACCGCGACAACAACUACAACCCCGACAACAACUACAAAACCAACAACACCAACUACAACAACAACUACAACACCUUCCCUUACAACAACUCCAACAACAACUGUAACACAACCAACAACAACAACUACAACAACAACUACAACCCCGACAACAACAACAACACCAACAACAACACCAACUGCAACAACAACUACAACACCAACCCCGACAACUACACCAACUGCAACAACAACAACAAUACCUACCCCAACAACAACUACAACUACAACACCAACCCCUACAACAACUACAACCCCAACCCCAACAACUACAACCCCUACCCUAACAACAACUACAACUUCAGUACCAACAACCCCCGCCAUCACAACAAAGCAAGUGAUUUUCAGGUCUCUUCUGUACAUAUUCACAAGCGACUUGUUGGAUCCAUCAUCUACUGGUUUUAAAGGAAGAGCUGCUAACAUAAAAAAUCAGCUUGAACCGCGGUACAAAAAUGAAUUCCCCUACUUCGUUUCCUUCGAAGUGGUGAAAUUCAGAAAUGGAUCAAUCAUCAAUGAUUGUGUCCUCACCUUCAACGGCACAUCUGCUCCAAACAACACUGCGAUUGCAAACGUUUUGCUAAAUGCCACUUCUUCAGUCACUGGCUUCGACAUUGAAGGCAGCUCCGUCAUCGUGGGUGGCGAAGGUACAACUACAACUACAAGUCCAACUCCAACACCAACAACAACACCUCCCUCAACAAUAACUACAACUACGGCUGCACCUACAACCGCUGCACCAACUACUCCUGCACCAACUACUCCUGCACCAACUACCGCCACACCAACUACCGCUGCACAUACUACCGCUGCACCAACUAAUGCUGAACCUACAACUGCACUGCCCCAACUUCUGCUGCACCAACUACGGCUGCACCAACUACCGCUGCCCCAACUACCGCUGCGCCUACAACAGCUCUGCACCAACUACCGCUGCACCUUCAACAGCUGCUUCAACUACCGCUACACCUACAACAGCUGCACCAAUUACUGCUGCAUCAACUACGGUUGCACCUACAACCGCUUCACCAACUACCGCUGCGCCUACUACUGCUGCAACUACAACCGCUGCAACUACCGCUGCACCUACAACCGCUGCACCAACUACUGCUUUACCUACUACUGCAGCAUCUACUACUGCAGCACCAACUACUGCUCUGCUUCAACUACCGCUACACCUACAACAGCUGCACCAAUUACUGCUGCAUCAACUACGGUUGCACCUACAACCGCUUCACCAACUACCGCUGCGCCUACUACUGCUGCAACUACAACCGCUGCAACUACCGCUGCACCUACAACCGCUGCACCAACUACUGCUUUACCUACUACUGCAGCAUCUACUACUGCAGCACCAACUACUGCUUGCAACAAAAUAUACAAGAAAAGAUUUGGUGAUAAGUUCGACAAGUGCAGCGUGAAAGGGUUCAGCAGCACCAACUACAGCUGCACAAACUACCGGUGCACCUACUACCGUUGCUCCUACAACUGCUGCACCAACUACCACUGCGCCUACUACAGCUGCACCUACAACCGCUGUACAAACUACUGCUGCAUUUACUACUGCAGCACCAACUACUGCUUCACCAACUACCGCGGAACCUACAACAGCUGCACCAACUUCUGCUGCACCUACAACCGCUGUACAAACUACUGCUGCAUCUACUACUGCAGCACCAACUACUGCUUCACCAACUACCGCGGAACCUACAACAGCUGCACCAACUUCUGCUGCACCUACAACCGCUGCACAAACUACUGCUGCAUCUACUACUGCAGCACCAACUACUGCUUCACCAACUACCGCGGAACCUACAACAGCUGCACCAACUUCUGCUGCUUGCCUAAAGAGCCAUUUACUGAAGAUCUCAAUAACCGAGAAAGCCCUAAAUUCAAAGCUCUUGAACAAAAACUUGUUGGGCCAUGCAACACAAUAUACAAGAACAAAUUUGGUGAUAAGUUCGACAAGUGCAGAGUGAAAGAGUUCAGUAAUGGAUCAAUCUACAAUACUUGUGACCUCCGCUUCACUGGCACAUCUGUUCCUGCCAACACUGCGAUUGCAGACGUUUUGCUAAAUGCAGCUUCAUCAGUCACCGGCUUCGACAUUGAAGGCAGCUCCAUCACCGUGGAAGGCAUAGCUUCAAGUGGAGUCAGUCAACAGAUCAGUCUCGUCACUGCAUCCUGUCUGGUGCUUGUGUCAUGGCUACUGUCCAGCCAGCAGUAG